Eupeodes corollae is the source of this 1200-nucleotide messenger RNA. RefSeq lists its product as uncharacterized. Lineage: Eukaryota; Metazoa; Arthropoda; Insecta; Diptera; Syrphidae. The record is from RefSeq and is a predicted model, not a curated record. Bases 282 to 848 code for a protein of 188 amino acids. The transcript has a single exon.
AAUUCGUACGUGUGCGCUUGUGUGUAUCGCCACUAACAAAAAGGGUUGAGAGAAAAAAAAAAACAAAAAUCGUUUUCUUAAUUUUGCCACCAAAAGUAAGGAUUUGAUCUCUCGUUUUUCAAUCUAUUAUUAUCAUUAAAGUUAGAUAGAAAUUAAAAAAAAAAAUUAUAAAGUUUCAAUGAUAAACUCACGUAAACGGUGCACUUUGGGCGCAGUGGAAAGAUUAAAGUGAUUGGGGACUUUUACUUUUUUUUGUUCUUGUGGGGAAAAUUUUUUCUCAGAUGUCAGGUGGAGGUGGUGGCGUUGAACACCAUAUUGUCAUUAUAAAUCCUGCAACUACACCGCACGGACACUCGACGGAGCUUGUGAAGGCCGAAUACGCCACUGAUAUUGAAUCUCAUUCCCAUAAUCUGCAGCAAAAUCCUCAGGCUUUCCAUAAUUCUCGUUUCGACUACAACUAUUCGUCGACUCUUCUUAACUUGGAUACCUAUCAGAACGUUAAAACACGUACCAGAUGGAAUGAAUCGCCUGAAGCUAGAGAACGACGCUUAGCAAGGAACGCAGCCAGAAUGAGAGACAAACGCUCGAAGGAGAGUGACGAUGAAUAUAAAGCCCGUUUAGCGAAAAAUGCCGAAGCUAACCGUGUUCGACGUCAAAAUGAGAACGAAGUACAAAGAGCCCUAAGACUGAUGAAAAAUGCAGCUAGACAACGGCUAAGAAGGGCAAGCGAAACACCUGAGGAGCGGGUUAAAAGGUUAGCCAAGGCUGCAGAGAGAAUGCGUUUGGCUCGAGCGAAUGCACCCAAAAUCGACAAACCGCCUCUGGCUGAUCGCCUGAAAGGUUACUAGCCGAGUGCAAGUGUAUCUGAAGCAUAAGUUGCAUCAGCCAGCGCCUUUUAGUGGUUUUCAACACAAAUUAACAGUAAUUCAUAAGAGUGUAACAAAUUAUAUAAAAUUAGAAACAUAAGAAGUAUUAUCUACCCAAAAAGUAAUUGAUCUAGUCUGGAUUUCUUUGACAAGCUAUUGUAUUUCCCCAUUUCUUGCGAUAUUGUUCCUUAGUUACCCUAAACACCCCAACCCCAAUCUAAAUUAUUUGUUGAACAAAAUUUUGUAUUUUACGUUUUUAUCAUGUUUAUUAGAAAUAUUUAGAAGUAAGCAUAAAAUAAUAAUAAAGUAUCUUAAGGUCUUGAGAAAAACAAAA